AUGGCCCCUAAGGUUGCUAUUGUCUAUUACUCGAUGUACGGCCACAUCCGGAAGUUGGCCGAUGCGGAGAAGAAGGGCAUCGAAGCUGCUGGUGGUACUGCCGAUAUCUACCAGAUUGCCGAGACUUUGUCCGACGAGGUCCUGGCUAAGAUGUACGCUCCUCCCAAGGCCGAUCAUCCUAUCGCCACUCCGGAGACUCUGCUGGAGUACGAUGCCGUGCUUUUCGGUAUCCCAACUCGCUAUGGUAACUUCCCUGCGCAAUGGAAGACCUUCUGGGACCGUACCGGCGGCAUCUGGGCCAGCGGUGGCUUCUGGGGCAAGUACGCCGGCCUGUUCGUCUCCACUGGCACGCUGGGUGGUGGUCAGGAGUCCACUGCCCUCGCCUCUAUGAGCACCCUCACUCAUCACGGCUUCAUUUACGUUCCCCUGGGCUACAAGACUGCCUUCCCCCUCCUGGCCAACUUGGAAGAGGUCCACGGUGGUAGCGCCUGGGGUGCCGGCACCUUCGCCGGUGCCGAUGGUUCCCGCCAGCCCACUCCUCUCGAGUUGCAGAUCGCUGAAGAACAGGGCAAGACGUUCUACAACCACGUCUCCAAGGUUUCCUUCGCUUGA
Messenger RNA from Aspergillus tanneri, 612 nucleotides. RefSeq names its product putative NADH-quinone oxidoreductase Pst2 (gene pst2). The record is from RefSeq and is a predicted model, not a curated record. Gene Ontology annotation, molecular function: NAD(P)H dehydrogenase (quinone) activity; FMN binding. NCBI's taxonomy places the organism in Eukaryota, Fungi, Ascomycota, Eurotiomycetes, Eurotiales, Aspergillaceae. Bases 1 to 612 code for a protein of 203 amino acids. The transcript is spliced from 4 exons.